UUUAAAAUCAACCUGUCCAGUUCUCACCAACUAACUUAACGACCUCUCUUCAGAAUGAGAAAUAUGUUCAGCACUCUCUUCUCCAUAAGCUCGAGAAAAAGCCUCAAGGCGUUCAUCAGAAAAAGCGUUACUCUGCUUGAGAAUUACACAAACGAGAGGUUAAUCCGUCAUGGAAAUGCCCUCCACUGCCAUUUGAUCAAAAUGGGUCAAUCAUCCCAGAAAUACAUAGCCGUUAAAUUACUCAUUAUGUAUUUAGACUCGAGGAAAUCGUUCGAAAUUGACCAGAUGUUGAAGGAGUUUAAAGGGUUCAAUUUGGUUGUUCACAACUGUUUGAUUAACGCAAAUCUUCAGUGGGGGAAUGUGAUAAACGCGUGUCGGUUGUUUGAUGAAAUGCCCGAAAGAAAUGAGGUUUCUUGGACCGCGUUGGUUUCUGGUUUAUUGAAACAUGGAUAUGUAGAUGAGGCAAUGUUUUAUUUCGAGAGAAACCCGUUUUUGAAUGUUUUCUCAUGGACGGCAACGAUUAGUGGGCUUCUCCAAAACGGGCUAAGUUUUCGAGCAAUGGAGCUGUAUAAGAAGAUGCUUCGUUCUGGGGUUUUGCCUAAUGAUAUUACUUUUACGUCUAUUGUUAAAGCCUGUAUAGAGUUAGGUGAUCUUGAAUUAGGAAAAGGUGUUAUCGCGUUGAUUAUUAAGGUUGGAUUCGAGGAUGAUGUAUGUGUUUCAAAUUCUUUAGUUACAUUCUUUUUGAGGUUGGGCGAAAUGGACUAUGCAAGGAGAACAUUUGAUAGGAUGGAAGAAAAGGAUGUGGUUUCUUGGACCACAAUACUCGACAUGUAUGUUGAGAUGGGCGACUUAAGGGAAGCUCGUAGGAUUUUUGAUGAGAUGCCAGAAAGAAAUGAAGUUACUUGGAGUGCAAUGAUAGCAAGGUUUAGUCAGAGUGGCAAUGCAGAAGAGGCUGUAAGGCUGUUUCAAGAGAUGGUUCAGGAGAGGUUUAAACCGAAUGAAUCGUGCUAUUCUAGUGUAAUUAGUGCACUGGCCAGUCUGGAGGCUCUGCAAGCUGGAAGGAAUAUUCAUGCUCAUGUUAUGAAGAUCGGUAUGGGGACAAAUAUGUUUGUUGGUAGCUCACUUGUUGACUUGUAUUGCAAAUGUGGAAAUACUAAAGAUGGACGCUUGGUGUUUGACUUGCUUCCAGAGAAGAACGUCGUCUGUUGGAAUUCGAUGGUUUCUGGUUAUAGUUUGAAUGGCCAACUUGCAGAAGCUACAAAGCUGUUCAACUGUAUACCUCAGAAGAAUAACAUAUCCUGGAACUCAUUGAUCGCUGGUCACUUAGCUGUUGACAAUUUUGAUGAAGCAUUUGAAGUGUUUAAUGAGAUGAUUUUGUCUGGAGAACAGCCAAAUAAAUCCACUUUUUCAAGUGUUUUAAAAGCUUGUGCAAGCUUAGCCUCACUAGAAAAAGGUAAGUACGCGCAUGCAAAAGCUGUAAAAUUCGGCUUUCAUCAUGACAUCUUUGUCGGGACUGCACUUGUUGAUAUGUACGCAAAAUCUGGAAGUAUCAAAAGCUCUAAAAAAAUCUUUAACAGGAUGCCCACAAAGAAUGAGGUUGUAUGGACUGCUAUGAUUCAAGGGCUAGCAGAAAACGGAUUUGCGGAGGAAUCACUGCACCUGUUUGAAGAAAUGGAACGGAACUCAUCUGUUCCACCAAAUGAGCUGGUCCUUUCGUCGGUUUUAUUUGCUUGCUCCCAUUGUGGUUUAGUUGAUAAAGGACUAAGCUACUUCAAUUCAAUGGAGAAGGUUUACGGUAUCAAACCAAACGAGAGGCACUACAAUAGUAUUGUAGACAUACUGUCUCGAUCUGGACGUCUUUGUGAGGCUGAAAAGUUCAUCAGAAAUAUGCCCUGCGAAGCUGAAGCAAAUGCAUGGGCAGCUCUGCUCAGCGGUUGUAAAACCUACGGCAACGAGACUUUAGCUAAGAGGACUGCAGAAAAGCUCUCAGAACUUGCAGAGACAAAGCCCGGAGGAUACAUUCUCCUGUCUAAUGUAUAUGCAUCAGGAGGGCGAUGGGUUGAUGUUAUGAGUACAAGAGAAUUGAUGAACCAGAAAGGAAUCAAGAAAAGUGGAGGUUGCAGUUGGAUUGAGUUGAGAAAUAGAGUGCAUUUGUUCUACUCACAGGAUGAAACUCAUACUCAGUCCACAGAAAUCUAUUGGGUUUUGCAACUAUUCAAUUCUGAAAUACAAUCCCUAUUUACUUGAAAAAAACUUUCAUUCUUGCAAAUUUUAUGGGCACUUGUGCUAACUGACCACAAUCAAUGCACUGUUUGGGUGGGUACC
Sesamum indicum (sesame) is the source of this 2325-nucleotide messenger RNA. RefSeq names its product pentatricopeptide repeat-containing protein At2g13600-like. Gene Ontology annotation, molecular function: RNA binding; protein binding. NCBI's taxonomy places the organism in Eukaryota, Viridiplantae, Streptophyta, Magnoliopsida, Lamiales, Pedaliaceae. Gene Ontology annotation, biological process: RNA modification. The record is from RefSeq and is a predicted model, not a curated record.